AUUCAAUGCCAGACUCGUUCACACUUUUCUCAACACUCGUUAUUCGCCCGGAAUCGUCUUUCAUCCUUGCCUCCCUUCUACGUCUCGUCUACAAUAAUCUUGAUUUCACCUUCCUCCGCUAGACCAUCCGCCAAAUUCGGCACAAUUUACUUUCGACCGGCACAUACAGCCUUGAACGCCUCAUUUCACACACGCACAGCAGGCUUUUUGCGCAUUUCGUCUCUAUCCAAUCAACAUGCCACCCAAAGGCAAAGGGGCUGACCAGCCCAAGAAGACCAAGGCGACCGUCGAUGACAAGACUUUUGGUAUGAAAAAUAAAAAGGGUGGCGCUGUGAAGAAACAAAUAGCUCAGCUGCAGGCACAAGCCAAAUCAAACAAAUCUCCCGAAGAGAAACGAAAAGAAGCAGAGAAAGAGGCGAGAAAGAAGGAAAAGGAAGCUGCCGAAGCCGCCAGAGCAGAAGCUGCAGAACUUUUCAAGCCAGUCCAGGUCCAGAAAGUGCCCUUCGGCGUCGAUCCCAAGACCGUGCUGUGUCAAUUCUUCAAGCAAGGCCACUGCGACAAAGGAAAGAAGUGUAAAUUCAGCCAUGACCUCGAUGUAGGGAAGAAGGUGGCCAAAAGAGAUCUCUACCAAGAUACUCGAGAGGAAGAAAAAGAGGACAAGGAAAAGGAUACGAUGGAUGACUGGGAUGAAGAAAAACUACGCAAUGUCGUGAAAUCGAAGCACGGCAAUCCCAGAACAACGACAGACAAAGUCUGCAAAUAUUUUAUUCAAGCUGUCGAGGAUGGGAAAUACGGCUGGUUCUGGACCUGUCCCAAUGGAGGUGAUAAAUGCAUGUACAGACACAGUCUGCCACCUGGAUUUGUGCUGAAGACCAAGGAGCAGCGGCGAGCAGAAAAGGAGUUGAUGGACAAGUCUCCACUAAAGACACUGACACUUGAAGAUUUCCUAGAGUCUGAACGACAUAAAUUGACGGGGACAUUGACACCCGUGACGCCCGAAACGUUCGCCAAAUGGAAGAAAGAGCGACUUGAUAAGAAAGCUGCCGAAGACCAGGCCCGGCUGGCCAAGGAAGCUACUGGCAGAGCAAUGUUCGAGAGUGGCCACUGGAAGGAUUCGGAAGAUGAAGACAGUGAUGACAGCGAGGACGACGACGGCGGCAACGAACAAGAGUCUUUCAACCUUGAUGCUAUGCGCAAAGAAACUGAGAGGAUCCGGCAGCAGAAAGAAGAGGAACGAUUAGCCAGAGCUAACGGUGAGCCCGUCUCUGAUCCCCAGGAAGACACAAAUAGCAACGCAGAUGACGGGCAAGAAGGGGACGAUGACACUGGAGAUGGCAGCGGCGGAAGUAGUGGAGGGCAAGAAUGAUUCUGGCAUACGUUUGUUUUGCGACAACCCAUCUGAUAUUGCUUCAGCGCCUUUUUAGCGACAUGGCCCCAGCGAGGGCCGGUUCAAUGGAGGAAUUCUAGCCUCGCAGAUGGUCUUUGCAGGUCCGGGCGCCGGCUAUGCAUCACAGCCGCGGGUGAAUGGCUUCUUUUUUGAGAGCAUAUCGAUGACUAUGUUACGGACGAAGGAUCUGCUGUUGUUCUCAUGGGACACUGGGGCCGUUGAUGGUUCAUGUGCUAUGUCUAGCCAACCGAACCCCAGUAUAUAUCACUCAUCCAUCCAUGCAACAGAAAUGAAAUGGUCCUUCUGAUGAUAUACUUCGUAUGCCUCGGGCCAAUACGAGCUACAAUACGAGUGCCCAUCCUUGACUAUUCAAUCAUCCAUUU
This is a messenger RNA of Exophiala xenobiotica, 1770 nucleotides long. RefSeq lists its product as uncharacterized. The transcript has 2 exons. Gene Ontology annotation, molecular function: metal ion binding; mRNA binding. The record is from RefSeq and is a predicted model, not a curated record. Lineage: Eukaryota; Fungi; Ascomycota; Eurotiomycetes; Chaetothyriales; Herpotrichiellaceae. Gene Ontology annotation, cellular component: cytosol. Bases 236 to 1366 code for a protein of 376 amino acids. Gene Ontology annotation, biological process: cytoplasmic translation.